Lycium barbarum (goji berry) is the source of this 888-nucleotide messenger RNA. RefSeq lists its product as uncharacterized. The coding region runs from base 1 to 888 and encodes 295 amino acids. NCBI's taxonomy places the organism in Eukaryota, Viridiplantae, Streptophyta, Magnoliopsida, Solanales, Solanaceae. The transcript has a single exon. The record is from RefSeq and is a predicted model, not a curated record.
AUGGCUCCAAAAAGGAAGUACAACAAGAAAAAUACGGCCACUACCCAGAAGGCAACCGUUGACGCAGCAACAGAAGGGGGCACUCAGGCCCAGGCAGCCGCCACAGCUAAUGUCGCUGCUACGCCUUCCAAUACUUCUGAUGCAGAUGUUAGAGGAGCUAUUCAGCUGCUCACUCAAAUUUUGGCAAAUCAAGCCCAGCGACAGGAAACGACCCCUAGCUCAGGCGCUAGUAGUGGGUCAAACAGUUCUAGGACUCAGGAGUUUAUGCGGAUGAAGCCGCCAGUGUUCACAGGGUUAAAGAAGGAGGAAGACCCCCAGAAUUUCAUUGAUGGACUCCAGAAAAUAUUUCGUGUGAUGCAUGCUACUGAUACAGAGGCAGCAGAAUUCGGGGCUUUCCAGCUGCAAGAUGUGGCCCAUAUUUGGUAUGAGACAUGGGAACAGUCCCGAGGGGAGGAUGCACCUUCUGCUACUUGGGACGAAUUUGCAGACGCUUUUAUUGAACACUUCAUGCCAAUUGAGGUUAGAGAAGCCAAGGCUAUAGAGUUUGAGAAUCUAAGGCAAAAGGACAUGACUGUUCAGGACUAUUACCUCAAGUUCGUGUCAUUGUCCAGACAUGCUCCUCACAUGGUUCCUGAUAUGAGAGCCGUGGUUAGGAGAUUUGUACUUGGGCUUAAACCCGAGUUGCACAGGGAUGCCAACACAGUUGCUCAGAACGACAAGAUGACUAUUUCCAAGAUACUGACAUUUGUGCAUGGUAACGAGACAAGAAUGAAGGAAGAAGAAGCCCUACAAAAGCAAAAAGAUAGGGAGUUCAGCAAGAGGGCUAAGUCUGCUGGUAAUUUCAGUUAUGGGGGAUCUCAAGGUAAUGGCAACCGUCAGUUUUUUUAA